AGGGUUCAAGAGUACUUCUAACAGUAACGACAUCGUUUUGCAUUCAUUUUCGGUUAUACAUGAUAUCUUUCUUUAUCUUCUCCACUUCUCUCCUCUGGUCUCUUUCCCUUAAACCCUAAAGUUUUCUGGGAUUCAUCAGAUUGGUCUAUCAAUGAGAGAAUAUUCAAGUACCGUUUUCUAAUAGCCUCUUUGUUUCAAAAAUUUCACCUUUCUCCACCGUUCGCUUUUUUUUGUUGAUCUCUUCUGUUUUACCCCAAAAUCAUGUACUGUAAUUUAACAAGAAGCCAAGGUUUUCCAAUGGCGAUUAGGGUUUCAUUACAACAAACGGCAGUCAAAAGCUGUUUCCAGUUCUCAAAGUCUUCGUCUUUACCAGUUAAGUAUCUCGUAAACCCUAAAGGAUGCGCCUUUGCAAAUGUUUCGACUCGUUUAGUUAGUUCUCGCCUUAAUUCUAUGAAGAUCGCAAUGUUGAGUAAGCCUCAAUGUGUUAGAGAUUUUUCGAGUUUCGAUUCUCAGAGAUUUGGCAAACGAAGUAAUCGUGUUGGUAGUAGUAAUAGAGGGAAAUCUAGGUUUGAAUCGAAAGCUUACCGAGAGAAGAGAAGUAGCGGUGAUGGCCGUUCUAGUGGAGACUCGAUUUGGGUGAAAUCUGAUGAGAAACCAGUGGGAGAAAGGUUUCAGAGAGGUAAUAGGCCUUCUUGGGAGAAACGAGAUGGUAGAAAUGGUUCUGUUUCUGAUAGGAGAGAUAGGUUUAGAGGUUAUGGUGAAACGAGGAAUCGAGAUUCUUUUCGUUCUAGAGGAGAUGAUAGAAUCAGUGAAGUGGAAGAAGAAAGUAAGAAAGGUGGUGGGAAUUCAAUUUGGGUGGCUAAUAAUGAUAAACCGGAGAAAGAGCAAUCGCCGAGAGUUAACAGCCGGUCAUCUUGGGAUGAUACAACAAGAAAUCUGAACUCUUUUAGUGCCCGAGGUGAUGAUAGAAUCAUAGAAGAAGAAGAAGAAGAAGAAGACGAAACAGUGAGGCAUGUCCGUGAAAAUGGUGAUGAUAGAAUCGUUGAAGAAGAGCCGGAGAAUACUAGGUGGUCUGAGAUUAAAAAUAGGUUCAAUAGAUAUGAUGUAAGAGAACAAGGACGUGGCAAUGCAGCAUAUCAGAACUGGAAUAGGCAAGAGAGCUGGGGUAGGAAAACAUGGCAAGAGGCGACCGAGUCCAGCGUGCCUAGGCUGGAGGGUGAAGUGGUUUAUGGAGUAAGUCCAGUGCUGGCUGCACUCUCUGUUGGGAGACGAGAGUUCUAUGCUCUCUAUGUUCAAGAGGGUUUGGAUUUGAGCAGUAACAACAAGAAGAAGAAAGACAAGAAAGGGUUCGAGAAAGUCUUGAAAAUCUCUGAGAAGCUUGGGUUAAACAUCAAGGAAACUUCAAAGCAUGAUCUUAACAUGGUCUCUGAUAACAGACCGCAUCAAGGAUUGGUGCUCGAUGCUUCACCCUUGGAACUGGUGAAAGUGAAGGAACUAGAUCCGAUUUCAUCAGAUGAAGAGAAAUCUUCUCUUUGGGUAGCUCUUGAUGAGGUCACUGAUCCGCAGAACUUAGGUGCGAUCAUUAGAUCCGCUUACUUUUUUGGAGCCACGGGUGUUGUGGUUUGCGCGAAAAACUCAGCUCCAUUAAGUGCGGUUGUGAGUAAAGCAAGUGCUGGAUCACUCGAAGUUAUGGAACUCAGGUACUGCAAAAACAUGAUGCAGUUCUUAGAAGCUUCUGCUGAGAACGGUUGGCGUGUGGUUGGUGGUUCGGUAUCUCCAAAGGCUGCUGCUUUGAACGAGGUUUUACCCGGUAGUCCGACAAUACUUGUCUUGGGGAAUGAAGGAACGGGUUUAAGGCCGUUAGUGGAGAGAUCUUGUACUGACUUAGUCAGGAUUAGUGGUAAUAUGCCAAAUGAUGUUGCUGUUACAGAGUCUGAUGAUGCGGAAGGUGGAGGCUUCAGAUCAUUUCUUGCUGUGGAGAGCUUGAACGUGAGUGUUGCAGCUGGUUUGUUUCUUCAUCACUUGACAGGCAACAAAUCAAGCGCUUGAACCCUCGGUGAUGUAUCCUUAGCAAUUCCACUUUUGGACCAAACUUGGGAUUUCUUCUUUACUUGUAUAACUUUAUGCUCUUAUUAUAUUGCUAUGUUACGAUCUGAUCUAUCUAUGCUGGGAAAGCUGCAUUAUCAGA
Camelina sativa (false flax) is the source of this 2188-nucleotide messenger RNA. RefSeq lists its product as uncharacterized. NCBI's taxonomy places the organism in Eukaryota, Viridiplantae, Streptophyta, Magnoliopsida, Brassicales, Brassicaceae. The record is from RefSeq and is a predicted model, not a curated record. Gene Ontology annotation, molecular function: RNA binding; rRNA (guanine) methyltransferase activity. Gene Ontology annotation, cellular component: chloroplast. Gene Ontology annotation, biological process: rRNA methylation.